Messenger RNA from Durotheca rogersii, 895 nucleotides. RefSeq lists its product as uncharacterized. The record is from RefSeq and is a predicted model, not a curated record. The transcript has 4 exons. NCBI's taxonomy places the organism in Eukaryota, Fungi, Ascomycota, Sordariomycetes, Xylariales, Xylariaceae. The coding region runs from base 338 to 787 and encodes 149 amino acids.
CAUACACGCCUGGCCUGGGUUAUAGCAUUUAUCCUGCUGCGUCGGCUUGGCUGCGGGAUGCUAGCCGGGUAGGUAACCUAGCCGUGUUAUUUAUAUAGCCGGCUACUUACACCACUAACCGACACUCACCUGUGUGCGCACACCUACCUCUGUGCACAUCUCCAGGUGUGGUGAAUACCAGACUUCCCCCGGCCCACCGUCAUCGAAUCGCCCACCCGCCGUCGUCGCCUCUCCGAGCUUCUCUUUGCUGCACAGGUCGAAGAGCUACCACCACUGAAGCCGCCACCCUAUCACCGCCGUCGCUCUCCCGCCUGGAGCUAUUUGCCCGCUGCAUUGCAUGCUCCCGCCGAGUUUGAUCAAAUCGGGUAUUGCGUCUGUCCAUGCCGUGAUCCCGACCGCCGAAGCUGCCCAAGUCAAUCGCAUACCUCGGGUUGUUCUAUAUAGCCUCUGUGCGCUCUCUUACCUCUACCUCUACCUCUACCUCUCUAGGUCGCCUUGGGUCGAAUCCUUCGGAGAAAGAGAAGCUCUACGGCGCAAAAGCAGGGUCGAUCUAAUUGGUCCAAUUGGAUUCCGUCUUUGUGCCCGGACAAUUAUCUCCCGGAACCACUGGGAAAGGAGUUCCAUCGGGUUGGCUUGUGCUGUGCUGUGCUGUGCUGUUCUGUGCUAUUUCGGACGCUCCCAGUCUGCCUCGACUACCUCUUUUUCCUCCCUGUCCCGACUACCCUGGGACCCCCCUGACCUCGUUGCGUUGCGAAGGAGUGUUGCAUACAUAUUUACACAUCUCUAAACGGUUCCUCCUCCCCCAGCUGCUUCCCCCUUACUCUGCCUGUUUUGGUAUCUGCUCGACCCCAAAGUGGCUUAUUAGUCUUGCGUGCGGAAGCUCGAAUCACACCUA